GGACGAACUCUUGAAGUGUAAACUAUAGCUUUUAAUUAAUACUUUAUUUUUUUUUUAUUUUAAAUCAAGGAAUUGGUGUACAUAGAAGGGACUCAUACUUGAGCAGAAGAGCCGAAAUGCCCCCUUCCAAGUGGAUGUCUUCAUAUGACCGAGCUGUGAAAAAGGCUACGAAAAUCAAACUGGCUGCUCCGAAGAGUAAACAUGUGGAAUUGAUUUUGCAAGCUACGUUUGAAGAUCCUGACACACUAGAUACAGUCAUUCAGGAUCUUUGUGAGCGGAUGAAGGAUUCUUCAUGGACUGUCGUUUUUAAAUCACUAAUAGUAUUUCAUUUAAUGCUAAAAGAUGGCUCCCCUGGUACUACGAUAGUAGCUCUGUCACAGCGACCUCGUAUUCUAGAGGUGGUGCGAGCGUCCUCCUUGACAACUCAAGGACAAAAUAUAUAUAAUUAUAGCCGAUUUCUAAGUGAAAGGGUAAAACAAUAUGGCCGUUUAGGGUUUGAUUAUGCUCAAGCGAGCGACGGAGCCAAGAAACUCAAACAAUUGACUGUCGACAACGGUCUUAUGCGUCAUGUAGAAGGCAUCCAGUCUCAGCUUCGGCGUCUCUUAAAGUGUCAGUUCCUUGUAGAAGAGAUUGACAACGAUAUUACCGUGACAUCUUUCCGUUUACUCGUGGGUGAUUUAUUAGUGCUAUUCAAAGCAGUGAACAUCGGUGUAAUCAAACUGUUAGAGCAUUAUUUUGAGAUGAGUCAUCCUGAUGCAGAACAAUCCCUUCGCAUAUACAAAACGUUUGUCCGGCAGACAGAGGAUGUUAUAAACUUUUUGAGCACUGCUCGUUCCUUGGAAUUCGUCACCAAAUUCCCGGUUCCAAACAUAAAACAUGCCCCUAUUAGUUUGACGGCAUCACUGGAAGAAUACUUAAAUGACCCCGAUUUUGAACAAAAUCGUAAUCAAUAUAUGAACAAAAAGACAAAUCCAAAUAUGCCUCGAAAUGUUUUUAACCUUUCCGAGUCUAUUCAUCCACAAGCACCAGAAGGAAGUACGAAGGAGAAACUCUCGCUUCCUAAGGAUAAUGCUUCAUCCUUUGUAGAUGAAAUGUUGCAAGAAGGAAACAACCUUCCAUUGAAUUUAAAAAAUUCCUCUCCUUCAUUUAAUCAAACAGCGUUUGAUAUUCCCUCUAUUCCACAGCAGUCUGUGCCGAACUCAUUAAAUCCCUUCCUAAAUGCCUCUAUACCGUAUCAACCACAGCAACCUCAAGCUGCUCCUAUGUCGGCUCCACAAAUGACAGGAAAUCCAUAUGCUCAAAUACCAUACAACUCCCCUGCUAAUCCUUACGUCCAAAAUUCGUCUCUUGCUCCGCCAAUGCAAAUUGAUUACACUCCUUCACCAGUUACUAAUCCCUACAACUCUCAAAGUAGAGCACAGUCUGUAAAUCUGGAUAUUAGAAACCCUUUCCAAAACUAUAUCCGUCCUAACACACUUCAACCACAGUCGACAGGAUUUCAAUCACCUUCAAUGACUCCUGCAGCAUUGCAGAGAUAUCCGACGGAUUCCGCAUCCUAUGUUAGCACCGAAAUUCCAUCAUCAUUUACUGGAGCACCGAAAGGCUUAACAAUGGAGAGACCAAUGUCUGUCGACUUCUAUAAUACGGGUGCGAAUUAUAAUUCACUGCCUUUGAGCCAGCAAAACACCAUGAACGUCCCCAACCAUUCUACCUCUACUCCUUUUAAUGUUUCAAAAAAUCCUUUCACAAUUAGGAAAUCCGAAGAGAUUGAAAGAAUAGCCCAGAAUUCAACGAUCGGCGAGUCUAGAAAUCCAUUCCGAGUAUAAUAUGGUCUUACCUUUAUCCUUUACCGUUAGAAUAUCUAGCUAGGCAUAUUCACAAACGCACUGUAAUUAUAGCAAUGUUAAGUUAAGUCGCUCCUUGA
Molecule: messenger RNA, 1924 nt
Organism: Schizosaccharomyces cryophilus OY26
Lineage: Eukaryota; Fungi; Ascomycota; Schizosaccharomycetes; Schizosaccharomycetales; Schizosaccharomycetaceae
Product: ENTH/VHS domain-containing protein
Exons: 2
Coding region: 117-1826 (569 amino acids)
Biological process (GO): vesicle budding from membrane; clathrin coat assembly; clathrin-dependent endocytosis
Cellular component (GO): clathrin-coated pit; clathrin-coated vesicle
Molecular function (GO): clathrin heavy chain binding; SNARE binding; 1-phosphatidylinositol binding
Source: RefSeq, a predicted model, not a curated record